AAAAAUGGCCGCAAUGUUUUGGGCAGUGCUUUUAGCUUGUCUGACCAUUCCUGUUGCCCUGAUCAAUGCACAAUCCCCCACAGCUGCACCCACCACUUUGCCAACCACAACCCCAUCAACGCCUACCGUGUCACCAGCUGCAGCAACAAAACCACCUGUAGCAGCAACACAACCACCUGUAGCAGCCACACCAAAAGCAUCACCAUCCCCUAAAGUAGCACCAUCUGUGAGCCCAACACUUCCCCCACCACAACCCCCCAAAAUCUCACCAGUCUCAACUCCUUCACAGCCACCAUCAGUCCCGCUGCAACCAGUUGCACCACCUCCAGCAGCUUCACCCCCACCACUGCCACCUCCUUUGCCAGCACCAAAGAUAUCACCAACCCCAGUUCAAGCACCACCAGCACCAGCUCCUGCUAAGAAAGCACCAGCUCCAGCACCUGCUAAGGAGGUUCCAGCUCCUGCCCCUGCACUCUUAGCACCAAAGGCACCACCAGUUCAAGCUCCAGCACCAGAGAUCAAGCCACCAGCUUCGCCUCCAGUUGAAGGGCCAUCACCUACCCCAGUUCCCCACAAACAUAAAAGUAGGCACAGACACAAACAUAAGAGACAUCAUCAUUAUGCACCUGAACCUGAACCUGCACCAGCACCUGUUCAUCACCACAGUCCUCCAGCACCACCUACAGUGGAAGAGUCUAAUGAAGAAACAGCACCAACACCCUCACCAACUCUGAGUGGAGGAAAUAUGCUGUUUCUUCAAGGAGGAAGGUCAGACACGUGGUUAAGAACUGGAAUUGCUAUUCUAGUUCUGGUGGCUUCAAUAGGCUACAGUGCCUAGAAAUCUUAUAAUGGCAUUUGUUGUUAUCUUACAAAGAAUUGAUUGUUUGAUAUAUAUUACAUAAAAAAGAAAAAAGACAAAAAAAAAUUCAUAGAUGGCAUCGAUAAUGAUUCAACAGUGAUGUUCUUUCUGUAUUUGUUUAUUUUUGUAUUUCUUCAAUUCUUUCAUGGUUAAUAUAUUUGUGAAGAUGAGUUUUUAAUUACAA
This is a messenger RNA of Humulus lupulus (European hop), 1043 nucleotides long. RefSeq names its product lysine-rich arabinogalactan protein 19. The transcript is spliced from 2 exons. The record is from RefSeq and is a predicted model, not a curated record. Gene Ontology annotation, cellular component: plasma membrane. Bases 5 to 838 code for a protein of 277 amino acids. Lineage: Eukaryota; Viridiplantae; Streptophyta; Magnoliopsida; Rosales; Cannabaceae.